AUGGCGGACCUCACUGCCAUCCUCACACGCCUGUGUCUGCAGGAAUAUCGCGACACUUUUACGCGGAAUGGCGUCGAAGACUGGACCACGUUCAGGAUGCUCACGGAAGAAGAUCUGAAGGACCUCGGAGUAAAGCUAGGCCACCGUCGUAUUCUCCAGAACGAAGCUACAUCCACGCACUCUUGCCAAACUUCUUCUAAGCCAUCUAAGGGAGAAGACACUCAUUCGGACACUUGCACUGAAUACUCUAUCAAGUCUACGCGUCCCAUUUCUGCACUGGAUCAUGCCCGUUGGCUUUCUGAAGCCAUGCUCAACUACUGCAACCUCAAGUACUACCACUUUAUGAGUCUCGCGCCUCCUUCAAUCCUCAUCGAGACCUUCUAUCUACUCGAAGUGCUCAAGAAAUACGUCAAAGAAUACGUUCCCAUGGACGUCUUGGAAGCCGAUCCUCUUUGGGAAGAGAUAGUCGACGUACUUGAGAUCGAGAUCGACAUCUUAUGA
Messenger RNA from Mytilinidion resinicola, 501 nucleotides. RefSeq lists its product as uncharacterized. Lineage: Eukaryota; Fungi; Ascomycota; Dothideomycetes; Mytilinidiales; Mytilinidiaceae. The record is from RefSeq and is a predicted model, not a curated record. The transcript has 3 exons. Gene Ontology annotation, molecular function: protein binding. The coding region runs from base 1 to 501 and encodes 166 amino acids.